Molecule: messenger RNA, 3394 nt
Organism: Coccinella septempunctata (seven-spotted ladybird)
Lineage: Eukaryota; Metazoa; Arthropoda; Insecta; Coleoptera; Coccinellidae
Gene: Prp5
Product: probable ATP-dependent RNA helicase DDX46
Exons: 9
Coding region: 144-3188 (1014 amino acids)
Biological process (GO): mRNA splicing, via spliceosome
Cellular component (GO): nucleus
Molecular function (GO): ATP binding; RNA helicase activity; nucleic acid binding
Source: RefSeq, a predicted model, not a curated record
CUAGUUGUUCUUCUAUGACUUCCGCUGCUAUGCGUCAGUUUGAAAGGUUAUGUUUGGUUGCGUUUGUUUCAGAAAAUAUGAUAAAUUGUAAAUUUGUAAAGGGAUUACAAUUGAAGUAGAAGAAUCAGAUAGACUCAUAUAAAAUGGUUAGAGGUCGUGAAAGAAGUAGGAGUAGGUCUCCCGAAAGAAAACGAAGGAGAUCAAGAUCCAGAAGCAAAGACAGAUCAAAGUCUAACCGAUACAGAAGAAGCAGAUCUAGGGAAAGAGAAAGAACAGAUAGAAGAAGUAGAAGUCGUGACAGAAGAAGCAGAUCAAGAGAAAGGGAUAGACGUGAAAGAGAACGACGUUCAUACAGCCGAGAAAGAGAUCGUAGAAGAGGUGACAGCAGAGAUAGAAAGAGGAGAAGGGAUAAAACUCGUAGCAGAUCCCCCGAAAAAAAACCUAAAGCAGAUGACUCUGGUUUACCGUUCGAUCCAACAAAUUUGGACAAAGAAGAAGAGCAGAAAAAGUUGGAAUUGGAAAUGCAGAAACGUAGAGAAAGAAUAGAAAGAUGGAGGGCCGAAAGGAAGAAAAAAGAACAAGAAGCAACGAAGAAAGAGGCACAAAAAGUGGCGGUGCCUCAAGGUACCUCCAAGAAGUGGUCGCUCGAGGACGAUUCCGAAGAUGAAGACAAAGCCGACAAGAAUGAUAAGGAAGAAAAUGAGGAAACUAAAGAGAAGGAAGAAGAGGAGGAAAAACCAGAAACGAAACCAGAAGUCCCUGAAGAAGACGAAGUUGAUCCACUUGACGAAUAUAUGAAAGAGGUCCAGGCUGAGGUGAGAAGCAUAAACCGCUUGCAUGUCAAGAAGCCGAAUAAAUCAGACCCCAACACUGUCAAAAAAGGUAAUCUAGUCAUAGUUACGGGUAUAGCUAAAUCGAAAGUAGACACGAAGAAAGGUGAACUUGUCGAGCAGAAUCAAGACGGUCUAGAAUACUCGUCCGAAGAAGAACAAGAAGAUUUGAAAGAUACCGCAGCUAACAUAGCUAACAAACAAAGGAAGGAUCUGGCUAAAAUCGAUCACAAUAAUAUCAUCUAUAUUCCCUUCAGGAAAAACUUUUAUGUGGAAGUUCCGGAAAUUAGCAAGAUGACUCAGCAGGAAGUGGAUGCUUACAAGGAGGAACUUGAGGGAAUCAGGGUCAAAGGAAAGGGAUGUCCGAAACCAAUAAAAACGUGGGCCCAAUGCGGGGUUUCCACGAAAGAACUGAACAUACUGAGGAAAUUAGGAUUCGAGAAGCCCACUCCGAUCCAGGCCCAAGCGAUACCUGCAAUAAUGUCGGGGAGAGAUCUGAUCGGUAUAGCGAAAACAGGAAGUGGUAAAACUUUGGCGUUCCUUCUCCCCAUGUUCAGGCAUAUAUUGGAUCAACCGCCCCUGGAGGAAACUGAUGGUCCGAUAUCCAUAAUCAUGACGCCCACCAGGGAGUUAUGCAUGCAGAUCGGGAAAGAUAUCAAAAAAUUCACGAAAAGUCUGAAUCUGCACGCCGUGUGCGUCUACGGAGGAACCGGCAUUUCGGAGCAGAUCGCUGAGCUCAAAAGGGGCGCGGAGAUCAUCGUCUGUACCCCCGGUAGGAUGAUCGAUAUGCUGGCCGCCAACAGCGGCAAAGUGACCAAUUUACGAAGGGUCACAUACAUCGUCUUGGACGAGGCGGACAGGAUGUUCGACAUGGGUUUCGAGCCGCAAGUGAUGCGGAUCAUAGACAACGUGAGGCCGGACAGACAGACCGUCAUGUUCAGCGCCACCUUCCCGCGUCAGAUGGAGGCUCUGGCCCGCAGGAUUCUCCAGAAACCCAUCGAGGUGCAGGUGGGCGGUCGGUCGGUGGUCUGCAAGGACGUGGAGCAGAACGUGGUCAUCAUCGAGGAGGAUCAGAAGUUCCUGAAGCUGUUGGAACUGUUGGGGUUGUACCAGGAGCACGGCAGUAUCAUCGUCUUCGUUGAUAAGCAAGAGAAUGCGGACAUCCUGUUGAAGGAGCUCAUGAAGAUGGCGUACAACUGUCUGAGUCUGCACGGAGGUAUCGACCAGUUCGACAGGGACUCCACGAUAAUCGACUUCAAGUCUGGUAAAGUGAAGCUUCUCAUCGCGACCUCAGUCGCGGCCAGAGGAUUGGACGUGAAACAUCUGAUCCUAGUGAUAAAUUACGACUGCCCGAACCACUACGAAGACUACGUCCAUCGAUGCGGCAGGACGGGCAGGGCGGGCAACAAGGGAUUCGCCUACACCUUCAUAACGCCCGAACAGUCCAGAUACGCGGGCGACAUCAUAAGGGCCUUCGAAUUGGCGUCGGUGACCGUGCCCGAGCAACUCAGGAACCUAUGGGAGAGUUACAAGACGAAGCAGGAAUCCGAAGGUAAAAAGGUGCACACCGGGGGUGGUUUCAGCGGGAAAGGCUUCAAAUUCGACGAAAACGAGGCUGCUGCCGUCAAUGAAAAGAAGAAGUUCCAGAAGGCGGCCCUGGGUUUGGUGGAUUCGGACGAUGAGGACUUGGAGCACGACAUCGACCAACAGAUCGAGAGCAUGUUCGCGACCAAACGGACGGUGAAGGAGAUCAAAGCGCCUUUAGGCAUCGUGAACCCAGCGAUGGGCGGAGUGAGCACGGCGGUAGACAAGCUGGAGUUGGCCAAGAGAUUGGCGUCGAAGAUCAACUUCACCAAGACCACGCCGCCGGACGCCAAAUUCGCCACGCAGGAAGCCGCCGCUUCUAUACUCAAGGGUAGCAGUAACACCCUAUCAAUCACCGCCAAGACUGUGGCGGAGCAGUUGGCCGCCAAGCUCAACACCAAGUUGAAUUACCAGCCGAAGGACGACGACGAGAGGGACGCCGAAGACGCGGAACAGACCUUCAGGAAGUACGAGGAAGAGCUGGAGAUCAACGAUUUUCCGCAACAGGCCAGGUGGAGGGUCACUUCGAAGGAAGCGUUGGCUCAAAUCUCGGAGUAUUCGGAAGCUGGAAUUACUGUUCGAGGUACUUACGUGCCCACCGGUAAACAACCCCCGGAGGGCGAGAGGAAAUUGUACCUGGCCAUCGAGAGUACCUCGGAUAUGGCGGUGGCUAAGGCCAAAUCCGAAAUUACGCGUCUGAUCAAGGAGGAACUACUCAAACUGCAGACUUCCGGUCACCACACGUUCAACAAGGCCCGAUACAAGGUUAUUUAGUCGUGGUAGGAACGUGAGGAUUACGAAGAAUGAUUUGGUUGGCACAACUGUUUUGUUGAUGAAUGAAUAUUUGAUUACCGGGGAAUUUAUCGGUUCAUGUGCUGUUUUAUUGUGGUUCUGUGAACUUUGAUACGAUAGUGUACAUAUAUGAUGUAUUUUAAAUGAGUAUUUGUAUGAAGACAAAGGUAAUAAACAAUCAACGAGUA